Anopheles coustani is the source of this 978-nucleotide messenger RNA. Its product is annotated as alpha-tocopherol transfer protein-like. The record is from RefSeq and is a predicted model, not a curated record. The coding region runs from base 1 to 978 and encodes 325 amino acids. Gene Ontology annotation, cellular component: membrane. The transcript has 2 exons. Gene Ontology annotation, molecular function: phosphatidylinositol bisphosphate binding. Lineage: Eukaryota; Metazoa; Arthropoda; Insecta; Diptera; Culicidae.
AUGGCUCCUUUCUUUACACAGUACUCUGUCGAAAAGAACCCUCCAGCUUACGAAGAGUAUUCCUUUGAGCUGCCGGAGUUGUACCGUCAAAUCGCAAAGGAAGAACUGCGUGAGGAUGAUACGGUCCGGGAGAGUUCCUUGAUCGAAAUGCGACAAUGGAUCGCGAAUAAUCCGCAUAUCCGGAAGUGUCGAACGGACGCCAAGUUUCUGCUGCGCUUCCUUCGCUUCCAGAAGUUCUCCGUCCCGAUGGCUUGUGAGGCGCUCGAGCGUUACCUAUCGAUUAGGGAGCUGCAUCCAACCUGGUUUAAGCAGCUGGAUUGUAACGAUAAGUCGAUGAAAGAGAUACUUGAGUACGAUCCAUUCACGUACCUUGGGCAGGAUAGCGCUGGCCGCAUGGUGAUGCUCAUCCGGUUCGGUCGCUUCCACGCCGAAAACCAUACGGCUCUACAAGACAGUCGCUACACCGUGAUGCUGAUGGAGACCAUCCUUGAGUGGGAAGAAGUGCAGAUCGGUGGAUGCCAGGUGCUGAUAGAGUAUGAAGGUUGCACGGUGUCCAGUUUCGAAAAAUGGAGCUCUUCGGAGCUUAAACUUGUAAUGGACCUCUGCAGCUGUUCGUACCCAUUGCGCUACGGUGAAAUUCAUGCCUUCGGGUUGCCGAAGUUUGGAGUUCCAGCAGCCGAAACGCUUCUCACCUUUGGUAAUCCUAAGAUGCGGGACAAAAUAAAGUGCCAUUCAUCGGUGACCGGGCUUGAGAAGUACAUCGAGCCUACGAUGAAGCCGAAGGAAUACGGUGGCGCAGUUGAUUUGAGUCAGCUGAACCAAGCUUUCCGCAAGCGAAUCGAGGAACAACGAGAGAUCACCCUGGGACUCGAUCAAAUGGAAAUUGAUGUCGAGCACUACGCAUCUGUCUGGGAGGAGAAAGAGCCGUUGUCCGUGGAGGAGGCUAGUGUGGUAUUUAACCCGUUGAACAUCGAAUAA